AUGCCAAGCCUGGGAAAGAAAUGUUCAAGAACCAAAACUGUUCUCACCUUUAUUGUGAUUAUUGCAUUGGACGGCAUGUUGCUGCAAAAAUUCAGGAAAAUAUAUUGAUGGUGAAAUGUCCUGAGCCAAAUUGCAAAGCGGUUAUAGAGCCUAACAACUGUCGUUCAAUUAUCCCUAAAGAAGUUUUUGAUAGAUGGGGAAAUGCUCUUUGUGAGAAUGUGGUGCUUGGAUCACAAAAGUUCUACUGUCCCUUUAAGGAUUGUUCAGCUAUGAUGAUAUGUGACGCAGGGGAAGUUGUGACUUCAUCGGAGUGUCCACAUUGCCAUAGACUGUUUUGUGCACAGUGCAAGGUUUCCUGGCAUGCAGGAAUAGACUGUGAGAAGUUUCAGAGGUCGAAAAGGGAGAAAGGAAAGAACGGAGACUCAUUGGUGAUUGAACUUGCAAAGACUAAACGUUGGAGAAGAUGUUCAAAAUGCAAAAUUUACGUAGAAAGAAUUGAUGGAUGUACACAUAUUUCGUGCAGAUGUGGCCAUAAAUUUUGCUAUGCUUGUGGAUUGUCUUGGACUUCUAAACAUUAUUCGUGUGUAGUUCGUUAGGUUGAAAGAAUCCCCCAAGAUUUGGAAUCUAUUGUUGAAUGUGGCCAUGAAUUUUGCUAUGUGGAUUGUCUUGGAGUGGUACACAUUAUUCAUGAGUAAGUUUUGGUGAGACCAAGUUGAAAGAAUACUCCAAACAUUGGAAUUUAUGGUUCAUUGAGUACAUUUGAGAUUUUGG
Molecule: messenger RNA, 771 nt
Organism: Vigna angularis (adzuki bean)
Lineage: Eukaryota; Viridiplantae; Streptophyta; Magnoliopsida; Fabales; Fabaceae
Product: E3 ubiquitin-protein ligase RSL1-like
Exons: 3
Coding region: 21-596 (191 amino acids)
Biological process (GO): ubiquitin-dependent protein catabolic process; positive regulation of proteasomal ubiquitin-dependent protein catabolic process; protein polyubiquitination
Cellular component (GO): cytoplasm; ubiquitin ligase complex
Molecular function (GO): zinc ion binding; ubiquitin protein ligase activity; ubiquitin conjugating enzyme binding
Source: RefSeq, a predicted model, not a curated record